CUCUGCAGUGAUGUACUUGAUUUCAGCUUCAUGGAAUUGCUCUUUUCCCUUUACAUUUUCCUCGCCAAGCUGGUUGUAUUCAGCUCAGAAAAACUGCAGAAGAGUCUUUUAAAGUCAAAGCAGUAAUCAUUUUCAAGGAAAGGCUGUCACUGUGGAAAGAUGACCUGGUUGCCUUUUUUCUCAGUGAGUAGUCUGGGAUUGAAUUUUCUGUGAAUGGAGUGAGUUGUUAAACAGAGAGGCAUCGGCUGUUGACAGAAAGUCAAGGGUGUUCACUGUACUUUCCAUGGGUCAGGUAGGUCACUGAAAUUGGUAGAAUUAGUAUGUUUCUUGUAAAAGGAUCCCCUUUUUCUCUUUUGCACUGUGCAUCUAAUGCUGCAGAUACGUAUGUAUUUGUGUUCUCUUAUUCCAGCUUACCAAGGAACCUCAUUCUCUUUUGCACUGUGCAUCUAAUGCAGUAUGUCCUGUUGUUCUAGUGCACCAGAUUAGCAUGUGGCUUGUAUGAUCUGGGAUGUUUGGCAUGUUGUUUUGAGAGGGAUGGAUAGGAUGAGGGGUCUCUGGUGUCUGGAUUAUGUACAUGCCUAAAUGUUGGGUGUUUGAGAGUAGUUUUUGCACAUAAGGUAGAACACAGGUGAGUGACCUUUAAGGCAGUGAGAGUUGUCUGUUUAGCUUUGCUGCAGUUAUGUCAGGCAGUGCUGAUGACCCUCUGGUGCUGCUGGAGAUCCUGGAGGUGCUGGGCGUGUGCCGUGGCCGCCUGUCAUAUGCAGACGUGUGUGUGUAUCUGAGUGGACGCUAUGAGCUGCAGCCGCUGCUGGAGCUGCGCAGUCUCCUGUAUUCCACGGCCUGCCGUGACCCGUGUUUUCCCGCCACUCUGUUCCGCGAGCGUCUGCACCCACCCUGCAGCAACUGCCUAUCUGCGGCUGCUGAUGUGGUCUCACUCUUCAACCUGCUCACACACACACGUCUGCCUCCCUCGCAUGCACACUCUGGCCAGUCCCAGACCACUUGCCUGGCCUGCGGUCAGGGAUGUCCUCGCUGUGAUUGGCUACAAGCAGGGGGUGGGGCUAUAGCCUCAGGCUCUAAAUACGAGGGCUCCACUGAAGGACUGAUCAGAAUGAACACUGAGGUCUUGCACACGCAGACUCCAUCACACUUUCGUGCUCACGCGCACCCUGCCUCACACACACUCAACCAAGACAAAAUGCAGAGCACGCAUUCCAUGGACAUUCCUGGUGAGUGCACGAGGAACCAGGAGUCGUCCAGCAAGACCUCAGCUGCUGGUUCGGAUGCGGAGCCUAUUUACUCUUGCGCUCAGAAGAGGAGCAUGUUUAAGGGGGAGUUCCACAACCUUUUACCAUUGGUCCCUAUGGAAAGCAAAAGCCAAUCAGAACAAUCCCAGGAACGAAUGACAGAUGGUGGGGAGGACGUCGCCUUUCUCACCUACAAGAACCCGUAUCCUGAUUCUACUGUGUACCAACAUGACUCUGCAACGCACUUGCAUGACACACCGACACAUGCACACCAUCUUUCAACACAUGUGCAAGGCCAGGAUGCAAACCCCUAUGUGCAUGCUACACAGACAAAUGACAUGCUAACACAUUCACAAGGGCCUGCCACACAAAUGCAUGAUCCACAUGUACACACACAUGCACCCGUCGCACAAAUGCAUGCGCCUUCCACAAAUAUACACCCUACUGCACAGACUUCCUUUGACCAGAAGCACAAAAGUCUUGAUGACCUGCAAAGCUCCACUUACUUUGGGCCUACAGUGAUGGAGAGGAGCCACCAGAGUCCAGCCAUGGCCACCAAAAGCCACAGUCUGGACAUUGACAGCAGGCCUGAGGAAGAGGAAAAGUCUGGACUAGAUAAAAACAAAGCACGGAGACCUGGAUCUGAAAGGUCUGUGCUGGAUAAAUCUGGAUUAGCUAAACCUAAAUUAGCUAAACUUAGCUUUGAUAACAGUAGCUUUGACAUUCCAGGCUUUGAUCCAUUCAUCGUCAGGUCAGUACGGGACACACUGAAGCGUCUGAGCGGGCUGAGUUUGGAAGCGUGGUAUGAUUGUUCUCCAGGUGAUGGUGUGUCCAAUGUGGCCACUCAAACAGAGCCUCCUGACCGCCGUGCCCUGAGAAGCAUCAUGUUAAGUGACAAACUUUCCAUAGAUAAUCCAGAUAUUGGUGAGGACGACAUCAGUGCCAUCUUUCGUUUCCUGGACGACAUUAGUAUGUGCGGUUCAAUGGCAGUGUUACCUGGAGAAGGGGGCGGAAGUCAGGAGGGGUGUGGGGCUGGAUUGCCAGAGCGACGGGAGCGUUUGGGGAAGCUCCGACGGCUUUUCCACUCUCUGGAGGGCCCUGAGGAAGGGGUGCGGUGGGGCGUAGGCCGGCUGCUGCAGCGGGUCACAGAGCUGGAGCAGCGGCUGGAGCCUAUCUCAGAGCUGCGGGAACAGCUGGCAUUGGUCCUAGCCACACUGAAUCGACUGGAGCAAAGAGGACAGCUAGUGCACACACACUCAGAGCAGCUGUGCGCACACCACCAGGCUGUAGAGGGCUGUAUGCCAAGUGCUCAGCAGCAGGGAGGCCCCAGGUCUAACCCAGAGCUGGAAGGGGCUGAGGGGGCUGCAGCCAAACGCAGAGGUCUAUUCACACGCAGGGCCUCCAGGAGCCACACAGAGAGCAGUGGUUCUGAACAGCAGCGCGAGUGGAGCAUCAGCUACAGCAAGGAACAGCACAUAUGUCCUGCUCAGGCAGAGCAGCAAGACGGACAGAGUAAGAAAGAGGCCCGCACUGCGCAGGAAAGAAGAAAGAGUUCUCACCUCAUCCCUGAAGCCCACAGAGCUCCUCUGCACAGCUCAAUGCAGAGCUCUAACCUGCGCCUCACUGAUCGCCCCAAAGUCUCCUGGAGCCAGACAGAGCUGACACCCUUUGACUUACAGGCCCCUGAGUCUUUGGACUUCUGGAUGGAUGACGUUUACACUCCAGCCUCAGACACACUCCUGCGGCGCUCGCAGUCCCUCACACGCUGCAGCAGGAACCAAACCUAUCGCAUCACUGCGCUCAGUGUCACUGCCACACUCAUCCUCAUCCUCAUCAUCGUCAUUCCAAUAUGCACUGCAUAACGCUCACACAUCUACUCUCUCUCUCUCUCUCUCGCUCUCUCUCUCUCUCUCUCUCUCUCUCUCUCUCUCUCUCUCUCUCUCUCUCUCUCUCUCUCUCUCUCUCUCACACACACACACAUCCUAAUAUUUAACUACAUGCACACAUUUUAAUUAAUCUAAUUAUUACAUUCUGUCAUUCUGCACUGCAUAAUUUUUAUGUUAAUUUUGAAGCAUGACUGCAAAAUCAGUUUAAAUGGGUCUUAACCCCACUGUACAGUAUAGAUCUACUCUUCACUGAAUAAAUUUUGCUAAAACUCUGUUGGACUGCAAAGUCUGAUGAUGCACUCUAUACAGCCUAUGUAUUGCCUGAAAUGAUAAAAAAAUUGUGUUUCAAAAUUAUACCGUAAAUUUAUACAAUUUUAUCAACAUAAUAAUACCUCUAUGUGAAGUAGACCAUGGAUAGCCUCUUUUGUCAUGUCUUGCUCCUGUUUGAGCUCCUUCUCUAUUCUCUCUUCUCAAAGUGAUGCUAAUCUUAUAUAAAGUUAUAUAAUAUCCCUGGGUCCCCACUGAUACUGCUCCCCAUCUGUGGCCUGAAUCCAAGAGAGUAUAUCUCCUUCACUCUCUCCCUCUCCCCAUCAGUAUAUCUCCCUCGCUCUCUCCCUGUCCCUCAGUGCUAGCCAACAUUUGUUAGCUGAUCUAACAGAAUCAUUUUUUUGAUUCUGGGGAUUAGUGAACCAACUUUAUUCCAAAAGUUCUGCACUUUAGAAAUGUGCCCAUCAAUUCAUGUAGAAAUAUACCUGAUAUAUGGAAAAUAUAUGUUUCCAGAGAAAUGUUUACUUUUACUGCUCCUCAUAACACUCAUGAACACAUACGCAUCCACUGGCAAAGCUCAUUCCACCCUUUUUAUGGUUAGGGGAUGUUUCCGGUAAAUCCUCUUUGCUGGACUGAUGUGCCCAUUAGUCUAAUCCAAUUCCCCAGCAAUUUGAGUCAGACAUGGAGACUCACACACAUACUCUAGAUAAAAGGGGGAUCCCCUCACUCAAAGAAACACCAACGCAACACAAACGCUUACACUCAAAA
Molecule: messenger RNA, 4168 nt
Organism: Pygocentrus nattereri (red-bellied piranha)
Lineage: Eukaryota; Metazoa; Chordata; Actinopteri; Characiformes; Serrasalmidae
Gene: minar1l
Product: major intrinsically disordered Notch2-binding receptor 1
Exons: 3
Coding region: 680-3109 (809 amino acids)
Biological process (GO): negative regulation of cell population proliferation; negative regulation of TOR signaling
Cellular component (GO): plasma membrane
Source: RefSeq, a predicted model, not a curated record